CAACAACCGGUGGCAGUGGACAAACCCAGGCUUUCAUGGUGCAGCAGGAACACCGCCCUUUUCUCCACCUUCACAAAUCAAUCCCAACCGGAGCACCGCCCUGGUCUCCUCCUGUUCAUGGAUUCCUUCUAAGACGAAAGCUCCCUUGAUCGAGCGGGUGCAUCCGAAUUGCUGCAACAUUCGCCGUCGGUAGGCCGGGGGAACCGAAAGGGAGCUGCAGUGGAGAUGAGCUACGGGAGCAGCUCGGUCGCUUCAGGCGCUAAAACUACCGGAAGGUCGUACGAGUUUGGGAGGACGUAUGUUGUUAGACCCAAAGGGAUGCAUCUGGCUACCGUUGUGUGGCUUCAUGGUCUUGGUGAUAAUGGAGCAAGCUGGUCACAACUUCUGGAAACCCUCCCCCUUCCAAAUGUAACUAUAAUCUUAAACAUCUCUUAUGUUGUUUCUACUUAUAAUGGAUCCAUCAUUCUCAUAGUAUUUUUUCCCAUGCAGAUUAAGUGGAUAUGCCCAACUGCUCCUACCAGGCCUGUAGCUGUUUUUGGAGGAUUUCCUUCAUCUGCCUGGUUUGAUGUUGGUGAUUUGUCAGAAAGUGGCCCUGAUGAUGUUGAAGGAAUGGAUGCAUCAGCUGCACAUGUCGCAAAUUUGUUGUCGGCAGAACCUGCAGAUGUCAAACUUGGUGUUGGUGGCUUUAGUAUGGGUGCUGCCACUGCCUUGUACUCUGCAACUUGUUCAGCCCAUGGGAAAUAUGGAAAUGGCAAGUUGUACCCUGUGAAUUUACGUGCCGUUGUCGGUCUAAGUGGAUGGCUGCCAUGUGCUAGGAGCUUAAAGAACAAAUUAGAAGGUGAUACCGAUACUGCAACAAGGGCUUCAUCUUUGCCUAUUCUACUUUGCCAUGGAAAAGGAGAUGAUGUAGUGCCAUAUAAACAUGGAGAAAAAUCUGCUGAGGCUUUAAAAUCAUCUGGUUUUGAGAAUCUUCGUUUUGAAACAUACAAUGGACUCGGUCACUACACGGUCCCUGGAGAGAUAGACGAUGUUUGCAAGUUCCUUACUGCGACGCUGGGACUUGACGGUUCUCAAUCUUAGUCAAGGAACAAUCCUUUCGUCAUGUUCACCACUGGGAUUGAGAAGAAUAAAUUGUUUGGUGUGGUAGAUGAAUAGAUUUUCCAUUUCAUACAGUUGGUGUGGGAUUUAAGAUAAAUAUGGAUCACGCUUGAGCAAUGGCAUUUCAUAUAUUUGGUUUGGGCUUUGUUAUAAAUAUCGAUCACGCUUUUGAGCAAUGGUAUCUUGAUGGCAAUUGUAUUAGCCUGAAAUAUUUAUUUUUA
Molecule: messenger RNA, 1319 nt
Organism: Zingiber officinale
Lineage: Eukaryota; Viridiplantae; Streptophyta; Magnoliopsida; Zingiberales; Zingiberaceae
Product: acyl-protein thioesterase 1 homolog 1-like
Exons: 9
Coding region: 226-1080 (284 amino acids)
Molecular function (GO): hydrolase activity
Source: RefSeq, a predicted model, not a curated record